ACUUAGUUUAUUUAUUUAGCAAGAAGAUUUUGUUGGUGCAAUUCAAUUAUGUUCACAAUGUGAAAAUACUGUUCUUCAUUAUAAAGAAUAUCAAUGUAUAGGAGAUCUUCCAACAAAACUUCAAGAUACAUUAGAUUUUAUUGAAGAAUCAAUUGAUGUAACAUUAGCUAAACUUUGUUCAAAUUUUAAUCCACAUACAUAUCAAUGUUUAUUAAAUGCAUAUCGUUUACUUGGAAAAUCAUUAACAUUUAUGGAUCAAUUACAAAUGCAUUUUGUUAAUGUUGUACAAACACGUACAUUAGAAAUUUUAUUAAAAACUAUUGGAUUAACAAAUAAUGAUCAAAAUUUAUCUUCUUAUAUUGAUUUAUGCAAAAUGAUUCCAGAAGAAUCAUUUUACAGUUGUUUGCAUGAACUUAAUGUAUGCUUUUGGCAAAUAAUUAAAUCUUAUAAAUUAAUUUGGCUUUGGCAUGAAAAAAAUCCUGCAUCAAUUGAAGCUACAAAAGAUGAUAGACCAGAACCAAGUCAAGAUUUUCUUAUUCAAAAACUUGAAAGUGGAUCAAGUCGUUUAUGGCAUGAAAUUCAACAAAAAAUGAAAACAUUUAUACUUGAAAAUAAUAAUAUAAUACAUUUUAAAUUUGAAUCAUUUAUACAAGUACUUAAAGUUAUUAAUCGACUUAUGGAAAUCGGUGAACAAUUUUGUCAAAGUGAUUCUAGUAUACUUCAAGAAGCUAUGCGUCGACAAAGUGUAGUUUAUUUUCGUUCAUAUCAUAAUGGUCGUUUAGAUGAAUUAAAAAUGUUUCUUGAAAAUGAAAUUUGGCAACGAUGUCCAGUUAAAUCAACCUUUCAUAUAACUCAAUUACAUGAAUUUCGAUUUCUACGUGAAACAUCAUCAUUUUCAUCGGAUUUAACAACUUCAACAUCAUUUAAUCAAAAAUCUGAUCUUGAUUUAUUUGAUCGAUAUUUAUAUACUGAACGUGAACAUCCAUUUGAUCUUGAUCAAACACAAAUAACAAUAUCAUCUUCACCAUCACAAUAUAGUGAUACGAAUUCUUUUGAUGUUGAUGAUGGAAAUAUUCUCAAUGGAAAUUCUUAUAAUGAAAAAAAAUUUCGAUCAAAUUCAAAUUCAACAACUGAUUCCGAUAUUGAAAAUGAUGAUAAUGAACGAAAACGUUCUUCGAUUCAUCAUAAUCAUUCUCGAUAUCAUGAUGAAAAAAAUGGAUCAAAUAUUGUUACAAAUACAACUUUAAAUGUAACCAGAUUAUUUGGUCGAUAUAUGGAAAUGAUCGAAAUGCUUAAACCUAUUGCAUUUGAUGUUAUUAUUUGUAUGACACAACUUUUUGAUUAUUAUCUUUAUACAGUUUAUACAUUAUUUGCUUGUGAUAUGAAUGAAAUUCCCGUUGAUGCCUUAAGUAGUCAAUUAAGAUUUAUAAUCAAACGAAUUAGUGAUAAUUUAGUUGCUAAUGUAAGAAGAAAUAUAUUAAUCAA
This is a messenger RNA of Rotaria sordida, 1485 nucleotides long. The record is from the annotation of a GenBank genome assembly. Lineage: Eukaryota; Metazoa; Rotifera; Eurotatoria; Philodinida; Philodinidae.